AUGGGUAUAUUUAAAUCCGAAUUACCUGAUCUAAUUAUUCCAAAUGUUGAUCUUUAUCAUCAUGUAAUCAGCAAUCCUAACUCAAUUCCUGACAAUAAACCAAUCUACAUUGAUGGAUUAACCAAUAAAAGUAUUACUUUUGGUGAAUUUAAAAGUUUUACCAAAAAGUUUGCUAGUGGAUUAAAAUCAAUUGGAUUUAAACCUGGAGAAGUUCUGGCAAUUGUUUCUCCAAAUCACAUACAUUAUCCCAUUGCAUCAUUAGGAACAAUUGCAUUUGGUGGAGCUGUUACAACAGCCAAUCCUAAUUAUACAGUUGAUGAAUUAACAUAUCAAUUAACCGAUUCCAAAGCAUCAAUCAUUGUUGCACAUCCAUCAACCUUACCCACUGUUUUAAAAGCUGCAAACAAUGUAAAAAUACCAACUUCCAAGAUCUUUGUAUUUGAUGAAAAUGAAGAUCUUGAUCAUGGCAUUAGAACAUUCAUCAGUCUAUUCAAGGAUGAUGAUGAUGAUUCAGCAAUUAUUCAUUAUACAACUGAAGAGGAAGUCAAAUCAACUGUUGCUUAUUUGUGUUAUAGCUCUGGCACAACUGGCAGACAAAAAGGUGUUGAGACCACACAUUAUAAUAUGGUUGCUAACAUUGAACAAGUUUAUCAUUUUGAGAAAUUUACUCCUGAUCUUGCAUUCUUGGGACCAUUAUACCAUAUAUUUGCAUUGCAUUUUAUUAUUCACCAAGCACUUUAUAGUGGAGCAUCAGCAAUAAUUUUAUCAAAAUUUGAUAUAAAUUCAUUUUGUCAUGCAAUACAAGAUCAUAAAAUAAAUAUUAUAUAUGUAGUUCCACCAAUUGUGCUUAAACUGGUUAAAGAUCCAGCUGUUGACAAUUAUGAUUUAACAAGUUUGAAAUUUUUAUUCUGUGCUGCUGCUCCAUUAAGUGAAGAGUUGAGUAAUAUGUUCAGCAACAAAUUUGGUACACCUCUUAAGCAAGGUUAUGGACUUACUGAAACUACACCAAUCAUUACAAUGGAUAGGACUGAUGAUAUCACAAUUGGAUCAUCUGGAAUUCUUAUAGCAAAUAUAGAAGCAAAAAUUAUUGAUGAAAGUGGAAAAGAACUUGGGAUUAACGAACAAGGUGAACUAUAUGUUCGUGGUCCAAACGUUAUGAAGGGUUAUCUUAAUAAUAAACAGGCUACUAAAGAAUGUAUUGGUAAAGAUGGAUUUUUCCGUACCGGAGAUGUUGCUUUUAUUAAUGAAAAUGGGAAAAUUUUUUUGGUCGACCGUAUAAAAGAACUUAUCAAAUAUAAGGGCUCUCAAGUUGCACCUGCGGAACUCGAAUCAGUCCUACUUACAAACCCCAUCAUUUCCGAUGCAGCUGUAGUUGUAAGAUUGCAUUUCUUUAGUAGAAAAAAAAUUAAUCAAAACCAAAAAGUCACCAAGAAUCCUGAAUCAAAAGACCUAGUUAAUACAUCAUCACUUUUGAUUAUUGAUUCUCUUGCUUACAAUAUUUCUGUUAAUUCAUCAAACACUGAUAUUUGUGAUGUUGAAUCAGGUAGUACACUCAUGAAUAGAGAAAAAGGCCAGUACCAACAGGAAACAAACAAAAAAUAUAGUAUUUGGAAUUGUAUGAAAGGUGCUGAGGCUGCUAUUAAAGCUGAACAAACAGCCAAGGUUGCACUGACCAUUAGUGAAAAGAAUCAAGCUACUUUGGUUGAAAUUAAUAAACAAGUAUUUUGUUUGGGCAAGACAUUACAAGAUUCAUGGUGGCAGGAGAAUCCUAUUUGUUAUGUUGGCGACAAUUCAUUAAUUGAUUGA
Entrophospora sp. SA101 is the source of this 1806-nucleotide messenger RNA. The record is from the annotation of a GenBank genome assembly. NCBI's taxonomy places the organism in Eukaryota, Fungi, Glomeromycota, Glomeromycetes, Entrophosporales, Entrophosporaceae.